Branchiostoma belcheri (Belcher's lancelet) is the source of this 2905-nucleotide messenger RNA. Its product is annotated as succinyl-CoA:3-ketoacid coenzyme A transferase 1, mitochondrial-like. The transcript has 17 exons. The coding region runs from base 15 to 1589 and encodes 524 amino acids. NCBI's taxonomy places the organism in Eukaryota, Metazoa, Chordata, Leptocardii, Amphioxiformes, Branchiostomatidae. The record is from RefSeq and is a predicted model, not a curated record. Gene Ontology annotation, biological process: ketone body catabolic process. Gene Ontology annotation, cellular component: mitochondrion. Gene Ontology annotation, molecular function: succinyl-CoA:3-oxo-acid CoA-transferase activity.
ACACACGGGACAACAUGGCGGCCUCCAUGUUAUUGACAAAAGUUCGACCAACUUUCGCUGGAGUUUCUGGUCUUCUCAGGUCCACCAGGCGUCCAGAAACUGCCAAGGUGGUGACAUGUUCCUUCUCCACGACACGCACGCGGCCCGUUCAGUUCUACGACAGUCCCGUAGAUGCUGUGCGAGAUAUCGAGGAUGAUUCCACGCUUCUGGUUGGGGGUUUUGGUCUGUGUGGGAUCCCAGAAAACCUGAUUUCCGGCCUGUUGGAGACUAAAGCUAAGAACCUGACGUUAGUCAGCAACAAUGCUGGGGUUGAUGACUUUGGCCUUGGGUUGUUACUUCGAACAAGACAGGUGAAGAGGAUGAUUUCAUCCUACGUUGGAGAGAACGCAGAGUUUGAGAGACAAUAUCUGUCUGGAGAGCUGGAGGUGGAACUCACCCCACAGGGUACUCUGGCCGAGCGUAUCCGUGCGGGCGGGGCAGGUGUCCCAGCAUUCUUCACUCCCACGGCGUACGGAACCCUGGUACACGAGGGAGGGGCGCCCAUCAAGUACAACUCCGACGGUUCUGUCGCCAUCACAAGUGAACCAAGAGAGGAGCGGAUGUUUAACGGGAGGAACUACAUCAUGGAGCGAGCGAUCACUGGUGACUUCGCCCUGGUGAAGGCUUGGAAAGCAGACAGGAUGGGCAACCUGACAUUCAGAAAAGCUGCCAGGAAUUUCAACCCUCCGAUGGCAAAAGCUGCCAAGAUCACCAUAGCAGAGGUGGAGGAGAUAGUUGAGUCCGGCACCAUCCCUCCAGAAGAUGUUCAUGUUCCCAGUAUCUUUGUGCAGAGAGUCUUCAAGGGAGACAAAUUUGAGAAGAGAAUAGAGAGACGAACACUGACCAAGGAAGCAAAAGAUGACAAGCCCAAGAGUGCCGCAGCCCUGGUAAGGGAGAGGAUCAUCAGGAGAGCAGCACUGGAGUUCGAGGAUGGCAUGUAUGCUAACCUGGGUAUCGGGAUCCCGAUGUUGGCCAGUAACUACAUCCGACCAGGCAUCACCAUCCAUCUACAGAGUGAGAACGGCAUUCUGGGACUGGGCCCCUUCCCCCGACCAGGAGAGGAGGACGCUGACCUGAUCAAUGCUGGGAAGGAGACAGUCACCAUCUUGUCUGGAAGUUCCUUUUUCUCCAGCGACGAAUCCUUUGGCAUGAUCCGAGGAGGCCACAUUAACCUGACUAUGUUGGGAGCCAUGCAGGUGUCUCAGUAUGGAGAUCUCGCCAACUGGAUGAUUCCGGGGAAAAUGGUGAAGGGCAUGGGAGGUGCCAUGGAUCUCGUCUCUGCUGCUGACACCAAGGUCGUAGUCACCAUGGAGCACACUGCUAAGGGAGGAGCACACAAGAUCCUGCCCCAGUGUAAACUCCCUCUCACUGGAACCAAAUGUGUCAACACCAUCAUCACUGAAAAGGCAGUAUUUCAGGUGGACUCAGAGACAGGUCUGACUCUGACAGAGAUCUGGCCUGACUUCUCUGUGGAGGAUAUUAUAGGAGCCACAGGCUGUGAAUUCCAGGUGGCAGAUGACCUGAAACCCAUGGCACAGGUGGAGGUGUGAACGCAGCAGUGGGAGGGAAGCAGGGUGACUGAACAGCCAUCAAAGGGGAGGGGGGACAAUUAAGAGAAUGGCUGACUCUCCAAGUCUGAGAUGAUCAUUGGUUGGUUGAGUUGAACACUUGUUGCUAGAUACUAUUUUCAUCUUUUUAACUUUGUCUUCCUCACAAAAGACUACCACAGAUCAUCAGAGAUGUACUAGAAUGAUGGAAAGCAUCUAGUUUGAAGAAUGCCUAAAGAAGAAAUUUUGUUGCCUCUAUGCUGUCGCUAUUUGUAACUAGUGCUGUGUACCUAAACCCACAUUUAGGUUCAGGUCCGGAUUCAAGUCCAGAGGUUUAGGUUCAGUUCCGGACUUAUAAGUCCAGACCUAAACCCAUGGCUUAUACAAAAUUGCAUGUUGGCAACCUUGCAAUGUUGUCUGGGUGAAACUUUGGCUACAUAACAUGGAGGCCGACACUUGACGAUGCAGAUGGCAAUGUUUUCUUCAUUUUGCAGCAAAGAUUGUGCCAUCUACGGAAGUUUUUAGAUAGUUUGGAAAGAAAAGGGGUAUGUGGAAUGGUCUUUUAUGGUAAUAAGUCCAGACUUUUAGAUUUUUUUGGACUUGAACCAAAACAUUCUUACAAGUCCGGAUCCAAGUCCAGUGAAUCGGUACGCAGCACUAUUUGUAACUGAGUUUUGAAUCAGGAUAGUUCAGAUACAACAGUACAUAUGUAUCAAUGCUGUUAAAAUCUUUACGGUACCAGUCUGUAUACAUUUUUGACAUCUUCAUUGAUUAGAAAUGGGUAACUUGGUUUCAGUGAUGUCAAAAAUUGGUAUUCAUAUAAAGUACAACAUACCAGUAACAGAUGAUGAUAGCAUGAAAACUUUGAUGUAGUUUAACUACAAUAUUUAUAAACUACAAAUGUUUGAAUCCGUCUUUGCACUGACCUCUUUAAUUAGAAAUUACAGUUUGUGUACCGAUUAUGUAUUGAUAAUUAUUACAUACUCAUAUAGUAUUACACAGCCAUAAAGUAUCAACAGAUCAGUCAUUGAAUAAAUGGGUUUCUAAAACAUCAAGAUUGUUAGAAAGAUGCACUUUUUAAAGUAGUGUCAAAUACUUAACUUUUGUUUGGACUCACUAUACUGUGAUAACAGUACUACAGAACAGUAGGGAGUCAGGGAAAGCACACCAAAAUUUGUAUCUGCUCUCUUGCUUGUGUAGGUCCUUAUCUGUACAAAUAUACACAAUGUGCCUGUCCAGUGAUGUCAUGUGAAAUAUUGUGAGAAUUGUAUUCAUCUGUGUUGUUUCUGCUGAGAUCAAUAAAUUGUCUGUUCAACUUA